This is a messenger RNA of Argiope bruennichi, 1352 nucleotides long. RefSeq names its product tetratricopeptide repeat protein 4-like (gene Dpit47). NCBI's taxonomy places the organism in Eukaryota, Metazoa, Arthropoda, Arachnida, Araneae, Araneidae. The record is from RefSeq and is a predicted model, not a curated record. Gene Ontology annotation, molecular function: Hsp90 protein binding. Bases 179 to 1270 code for a protein of 363 amino acids. The transcript is spliced from 12 exons.
CGACGCUUGUUGCACAUGCUCUAGACUGUUUAUUUGUUCAUUUUUACGAAGUGCUUAGUGGAACAGCGGAAAAAAAAAUAAAUUUUAAUUUCCAAUGAUAUUUUUAUAACUAAAAAAGAAAAAAAAAAUUCAAAUUCUUGUGAUUGCCUUCAAGCAUAGUGAUAAGUUCCAAUUAAAAAUGACUGAUUCACUGCCAAAAGCAUCUGGAUGGAAGCCUUGGAAUCGGGAUCGAUGGGAAGAAGAAUUCGAAAUACAUCCUGCCUUCAGGACACAACCUAUAAAAGAAGGCGAAGAGCUGCCGCCAUUGAUUGAGGCUUUACAAAACCUAAAAUAUGAUCCUGAGGAAAAUACUGCUGAAGAAUUAGCUGAAGCGUACAAAUGUGAUGGGAAUGAAAAUUUCAGGCUAAAAAAGUAUCGCUGGGCUGUUGACAAUUACACAAAAGCAUUGGAAAUAAAGUGCAAAAACGACAUUUUAAAUGCACAGCUAUACGCUAACAGAGCUACUGCUCAGUAUUAUAUAGGUAAUUACAAGAAAGCUUUGAAAGACGCUGAAGAAUCAAAGAAAUUAAAGCCGGAUCACUUAAAGGCAUUGCAACGAGGUGCCAUGUGUUGUUUUCAGAUGCAGGAAUGGGCUGAUUGCCUUGUUUGGUGUCAUGAAGGAUUGAAUGUGGCUCCUGGUGAUAAGACUCUUCUUGAUUUAAAGAUUAAAGCUGAAGAGGAAAAAAAAGUUGCUCAGCGAAACAAAAGAAAGGCACUUGUAGUAGAAGCUAAGAAGAAGAAAAAACUAGAAGAAUUGAAAAAUGCUUUAAAGGAGAGAGGUAUCCGCCUAGCUGAUGAAGAUAUUGCACAAUGCAAAAGACCUGUUCAUCCAGCACUGUCAGAUGCGAUGGUUUGUUUGAAUGAGGGGAAAUUAGUGUGGCCAGUUAUUUUCCUCUAUCCAGAGUAUGGAACAACUGACUACAUCAAAGAUUUCUGUGAAGAUUCCAGUUUUAUGGACCAUUUAAAUAUUAUGUUUGAUCCUAAGAAUCAUCCAGACUGGGAUGCAAAUCAUGAAUAUAUUGCUGAAAAUCUUCAGAUGUACUUCACACAUGGAAAGAUUCUUGUGCCUUUUGACAAGACUAAAACUCUCCGAGAAAUUUUAUCUCAGUACAGGUACACAGUGCAUGGUCUUACUCCCUGUUUCACUAUCACCGUCCGUGGUUCUGACUUUGACCAGUCGUUUAGAGACAAACAUACUGUUCGUACAGAUUUUCUUAGGAUUCAAAAAUAGAUUAAGAUUUGUUUGUGAUUUUCUUAUACAGAUUUCAUGUUCUAUCAUACAAAGCAGCCAAAUAAAUAUUUCUUGAAAUUUA